CCCUUUGAUGCCGCAGAGCUCCCCCAGCGCCGCCGCCACCGCCUCCGACAUGGACAAGAACAGCGGCUCCAGCAGCUCCUCCGCCUCUUCGGGCAGCAGCAAAGGGCAACAGCCCACCCGCUCCGCCUCUGCAGGGCCGGCCGGCGAGUCUAAACCCAAGAGCGAUGGAAAGAACUCAAGUGGAUCCAAGCGUUAUAAUCGCAAACGUGAACCUUCCUACCCCAAAAAUGAAAAUUUUAUCAACCAGUCCCGUCGCUCCAAUUCACAGAAAAGCAAAACUUUUAAUAAGAUGCCUCCUCAAAGGGGCGGCGGCAGCAGCAACAAACUCUUUAGCUCUUCUUUCAAUGGUGGAAGACGAGAUGAGGUAGCAGAGGCUCAGCGGGCAGAGUUUAGCCCUGCCCAGUUCUCUGGUCCGAAGAAGAUCAACCUGAAUCACUUGUUGAAUUUCACUUUUGAACCCCGUGGCCAGGCAGGUCAUUUUGAAGGCAGUGGACAUGGCAGCUGGGGAAAAAGGAACAAGUGGGGGCAUAAGCCUUUUAACAAGGAAUUGUUUUUACAAGCCAACUGCCAGUUUGUGGUGUCUGAAGACCAAGACUACACAGUUCAUUUUGCUGAUCCUGAUACCUUAGUCAACUGGGACUUUGUGGAGCAAGUGCGCAUUUGUAGCCAUGAAGUGCCAUCUUGCCCAAUAUGCCUAUAUCCACCUACUGCAGCCAAGAUAACCCGCUGUGGACACAUCUUCUGCUGGGCAUGCAUCCUGCACUAUCUUUCAUUGAGCGAGAAGACCUGGAGUAAAUGUCCCAUCUGUUACAGUUCUGUGCAUAAGAAGGAUCUCAAGAGUGUUGUUGCCACAGAAUCACAUCAGUAUGUUGUUGGUGAUACCAUUACAAUGCAGCUGAUGAAGAGGCAGAAAGGGGUGUUGGUGGCCUUGCCCAAAUCCAAAUGGAUGAAUGUAGAACAUCCUAUUCAUCUUGGAGAUGAACAGCACAGCCAGUACUCCAAAUUGCUGCUGGCCUCGAAGGAGCAGGUGCUGCACCGGGUGGUUCAGGAAGAGAAAGCAGCACUAGAGCAGCAGCUGGCAGAGGAGAAGCACACUCCCGAGUCCUGCUUUAUUGAGGCAGCUAUCCAGGAGCUCAAGACUCGGGAAGAGGCUCUGUCAGGAUUGGCUGAAAGCAGCGGGGAGGUUGCUGGUGUCGUGGCUGCUCUGGAACAACUGGUGCUGAUGGCUCCCUUGGCGAAGGAGUCCGUUUUUCAACCCAGGAAGGGCAUGCUGGAGUAUCUGUCUGCUUUUGAUGAAGAGACCACAGAAGUUUGUUCUCUUGGCUCUCCUCCUCGUCCUCUUGCUCUCCCUCUGGUAGAGGAAGAGGAAGCAGUUUCUGAACCAGAGCCUGAGGGGUUGUCAGAGGCCUGUGAGGACUUGGAGUUAGCAGAAGACAAUCUUGGAGAGGGGACCAUUUGUACCGAGUCCAGCCAGCAGGAACGCGUCACCAAGCCAAGCAUCACACACCUGAGCAGCUCUCCUUGUUACUACUUUUACCAAGCGGAGGAUGGGCAGCACAUGUUCCUGCACCCCGUGAAUGUGCGCUGCCUCGUGCGGGAGUAUGGCAGCCUGGAACAGAGCCCUGAGAAGAUCUCAGCCACGGUGGUGGAGAUCGCUGGGUAUUCCAUGUCUGAGGAUGUGCGACAGCGUCAUAGAUACCUCUCUCACUUGCCGCUCACCUGCGAGUUCAGCAUCUGUGAACUGGCUCUGCAGCCUCCUCUGGUCUCUAAGGAAACCCUAGGGAUAUUCUCAGAUGAUAUUGAGAAGAGGAAGCGGCAGCGCCAGAAGAAGGCCCGGGAGGAACGUCGCCGAGAGCGCCGGAUUGAGAUGGAGGAGAACAAGAAGCAGGGCAAGUACCCAGAAGUCCACAUUCCCUUAGAGAAUCUACAGCAGUUUCCUGCCUUCAAUUCCUAUACCUGCUCCUCUGAUUCUGCUUUGGGUCCCACCAGCACCGAGGGCCAUGGGGCUCUCUCCCUUUCUUCUCUUAGCAGAAGUCCAGGUUCCCAAGCAGACUUCCUGCUGACCCCUCUGUCACCCACGGCCAGUCAGGGCAGUUCUUCAUUCUGCGUUGGGAGUCUGGAAGAAGACUCUCCCUUCCCUUCCUUUGCCCAGAUGCUGAGAAUUGGAAAAGCAAAAGCAGAUGUGUGGCCCAAAACUGCUCCAAAGAAAGGUGAAAACAGCUUAGGUCCUCCUGCCCCUGUGGACAGCGAUGGGGAGAGUGAUAACUCAGACCGUGUUCCUGUGCCCAGUUUCCAGAAUUCCUUCAGCCAAGCUAUUGAAGCAGCCUUCAUGAAACUGGACACGCCAGCUACUUCAGAUCCCCUCUCUGAAGAGAAAGGAGGAAAGAAAAGAAAAAAACAGAAACAGAAGCUCCUGUUCAGCACCUCAGUCGUCCACACCAAGUGACACUACUGGCCUGGCUACCUUCUCCAUCUGGUUUUCUUUUUUCUGCGCUUUUGUUUUGCUGCUGUAAUUUUUAAGUAUUUGAGUUUGAACAGAUUAGCUCUGGGGGGAGGGGGUUUCCACAAUGUGAGGGGGAACCAAGAAAAUUUUAAAUACAGUGUAUUUUCCAGCUUCCUGUCUUCACACCAAAAUAAAGUAUUGACACUCACAAGAGA
Orcinus orca (killer whale) is the source of this 2658-nucleotide messenger RNA. It is a transcript of the gene RNF10, whose product is annotated as ring finger protein 10. Bases 8 to 2446 code for a protein of 812 amino acids. NCBI's taxonomy places the organism in Eukaryota, Metazoa, Chordata, Mammalia, Artiodactyla, Delphinidae. The transcript has 17 exons. The record is from RefSeq and is a predicted model, not a curated record. Gene Ontology annotation, biological process: positive regulation of transcription by RNA polymerase II; positive regulation of myelination. Gene Ontology annotation, molecular function: transcription cis-regulatory region binding.